This is a messenger RNA of Symbiodinium necroappetens, 3090 nucleotides long. The record is from the annotation of a GenBank genome assembly. NCBI's taxonomy places the organism in Eukaryota, Dinophyceae, Suessiales, Symbiodiniaceae.
AUGGCAAACCUUGAUGUUAUCCUGGCACACUGUGCAAGUCAAGACUGGCUGGUGAAAAGGCGGACCUUGGAGUUCAUUCAGGAACAGCUUCCGAGCGAGUUGGACGCAGGUCAUGUCCGCCAUAUGGUACCGCUCCUGGGGAACGGCGAUUGGAGGGUCAGAAAUUUGACCAUUGACCUGUUGGAGCAGAGGUCGCCGAGCGCGCUGAUCGCUGAGCAUUGGGAGAUUUUGUUUGCGCUUGUCGCGGAUCCAAAGUGUGAGGUGCAAGAGCAAGCACUAAAUCUCUUGGAGGAGAAGAUGCCGAGUGAGCUAAUCGCUGAGCAAUUCACCGAAUUCCACAGAUACCUGCGAGACGCGGAUCCAAGGAUCAGGAAAUCCAGCCGACAGUUCUUCCGGAAGAAGAUCUCGGCCAGCAUUCUAGCCCGGCACUUUUCGAAAAUCGUGCCAGCGCUGCUCGCUGACUCGGAAUUUCAGCCCUGGUCCUUUGGCUUCCUGUCGGGUCGGAUCUCCUCGGAGCACCUCCCGGAUCUCAUCGACUGGAUCGUCGCGCUCCUUGCCAGGCAAGAGCAGCCCUGGAAUAGGCAGAAGGCGGCUCUGGAGUUCAUGAAAGAGCAGCUGCCUAGUGGUGUGCUGAGCGCGCAGCAUUUCAGGAAGAUCGUAGCUCUCCUGGCGAAUUCGGAGUGCAAGGUGAAGAAGUGGACUUUGGAUCUACUGCAGGGGCGGAUGCACAACAGGCUGCUAGUGAUGCUUUUCACAGAGCAUGGAGAGAAGAUCUGGCCACUGUCGGAGCACGAGGACCCAUCGGUGCAGGCUGCAGCUUCGAAACUCGUUUUAAACAGUGGCUUGCAUCUUUCGAAAGGGCUGGUCGCCCAACACUCCCAGAAGUUUGCCGGGCUUCUGCACAAGAGGGGUGACCUGACUAGAUUCGAGCAGAUCUUUCCGGAUCUUUUGAAGAAGAGGCAGCCACAGCAUCCCUUGGGUGAGCUCUUGUUGAAGCUGCCGGUCUCUCGCAUCCUCGCUGUUGUUCUGAAGAGCGAGGACGCUGCCGCCUGGAGAGACAAAGCUGGCAAUACCUGGCUGCAUGUGGCCGCCGAAGCUGGGCACCUGGAAGCCUGUGAGGCAUUGGUGGAUGUGUGUGGGGUUGCGUUGCGGGCACAGAACAAAGCUGGCGAGGAGCCGCUGGCUCUUGCAGCGAGUCGCGAAGUCGAUCGGUUCCUCAGGAGCAGGAUGGGCUUGCGUGAGACGCGGUUCGGCUACGGGAAUGCAUUCGACGAAUCGCAGACAGACCAGAGGCAAGUACGCGAGGUGACUUGGUACACGGUGCCUCUUCGUGGCAUGGCCGGUCACUGUGGAGGCCUGCACUCCUUCCUCGUCGUCACUGUGUCCUCGGACACAUCCGGAGCAAAAACUUAUGUGCUCGAGAAGGCCGGCUCGCAGGCUAAUCAGGCCCAAGAGAGGAACGGGAUCUUUGUUGGAAGCCAAGAUCUGAGCAGCAACUUGAAGAGUGUGGAGGGUUUGAAGAUGCACAAGACACAACUUUCCCUCAGUGACGGAAGCCUGCGGAGAGGGCUAAAGAUGAAGAAGCUUUACGAGAAGGCUCACAGCACCGGCCCGUACCAUCUUGCAACGUCGAACUGCCAUCACGCUGCCCAAAGAGUCUACAACCACUGCUGUGCCAGAGGCGAAGAUGGGGAGGAACGGCCCCCCAACGAGUGGUUGGCGAAGCUCGGGGCCGCAUUUCAGCUGGCUGCCUUGUUUGACUCCAGCCGCUCAAGUUCAGAUUCCUCGGGUUCUGAUGUUGCUUCCUCGAAGUCAGAGCUGGCCUCCGGCAGCCAGCCUGUAGAUUCUCCGAGCGGCUUCUCGGCACCCCUUGAUCUCGCGUCCGACGCUUUCGCUGAGAUGGCCGCGGCCCUGUGUCAUGCGGUGUAUGAUGAGGACGCCGCGAGGGUGUUAUCGCCAAAACAGGCAGCCGUCGCAUCGAUCCGCAACCAGUUGGGCAGACCCGUUCUCGUCUACGACCGCAGCAGCAAGACCAACCAUAGAGUGGAGGCUGACGAGGUAGUGGACAUUAUUGUAGAAUGUGACCCUGCGAAAAGUCUGGUGGAUGUUUAUGCUGUGGCAUGGGUUCCGGGGCGCUAUUCCCAUCGACUUCUGGCCCAGAGCCAACCUGUGUGGAGCGGCCAUGCCUACAUGCUCAUAGAUUUUCGACAUGAUGUCGUGUUACAGGAGAAGGUGGCGGCAGUUGCACCGCGACAGCCGGUAGACGUUCUGUAUGCAACAAAGAAGAGCCGCAGCGCGAGUCCAGUGCAGUGGCUCCUGGCAAGAUCGCGGUCUGUGCUUUAUGCGGCGUUCCGAGGUACGGAUGAUGUGCAAGAUGCUGCGAUUGACCUCUGCGCCGUGCCAGACUGUUCUAGAUUCAGAGAGCAUGGUAUGGGUGUACACAGUGGGAUCGCCCACGCUCUCGAGCAGGAGGGAGAUGAAAUCAAUCAUGUCGUGCGUGAUGUUGUGAAAGCUUUGGAAGAGCAUCGUCGACCCGAAGAGCGGUUGGUCCUGUGUGGACACUCGCUCGGUGGAGGCUAUGCCCAAGUGAUGGCCGUCCACUUGUUGACGCGGAAGGUUGAAGUUUCGGCUAUCCGCACCUUCGGUGCUCCGCAUGUCCUCAUACCGCAGCACGAAUGCCCGAGGUUUUGGCGGACUCUGCACUCGAUCACGCAGCAUUGGGUGCACGACUGGGACCCCGUUCCCAGGCUGCCCCUCUGCAAGACCUGGCUGGUCGAUGUCCUGCCAAAGCUCAAGCAGGAAGUUGUCAAAGGAGUCAGAGUUGGAGUUGCCGAAAGUUGCGUCGAGCGACUUCGGCAAAAUUACGACAGAACAAAGGCACGUAUGCUGGAGAAGUACGAUGUCGUUGGCAAGGUCGUCUUGGUGAGUCUGGCCUCUGACUUGGCGUUUGGCGCAAGCCAGGAUGUGGCAUCACUAAGACGACUGCUUGGUGAAAAGCCUCCCGGGUCGAUCAUGACAUUCGGCAGGCUGUUUGCUUAUCACAGCAUGGAGGACUACUUGCAGAUUGCUCGGAAUCUGAGUUCUGCAUAA